Molecule: messenger RNA, 1014 nt
Organism: Lactuca virosa
Lineage: Eukaryota; Viridiplantae; Streptophyta; Magnoliopsida; Asterales; Asteraceae
Source: the annotation of a GenBank genome assembly
AUGCUGGCAGCUAAAAUUAUUCCCCGUCCCUCAAUCACUCAAACCCUAGCAUUCCCAAACCCUAGCAUCAAAACCUCGCAAAAACCCUCAAUUCUGUCCACUUCAUGCCUCAAAUCAUCCUCCCAGUCUGUCCUCACAGAAUCCCUAUCAACAACCCCUGCCAAUGCCCGCGUCAAAAUCCUCUCCGAAGCCCUGCCGUUCAUCCAGAAGUUCCGUGGGAAGACGGUGGUGGUGAAGUAUGGAGGGGCUGCGAUGAAAUCCGAAGCGCUUCAGAGGUCCGUGAUCACUGACCUCGUCCUCCUCUCCUGCAUCGGACUCCGCAUCGUGUUUGUCCAUGGCGGAGGACCUGAAAUCAAUCAAUGGCUCAAUCGAUUGGGCAUUAAGCCUAAUUUCCUCAACGGUCUACGUGUGACAGACGAAUCGACUAUGGAGAUUGUGUCGAUGGUUUUGGUUGGAAAGGUUAAUAAGAAUUUGGUUGCUUUGAUUAACAAAGCCGGUGCGACAGCUGUGGGAUUGUGCGGAACAGAUGGGAGGAUUUUCACUGCUAGUCCUUCUCCGAAUGCUGCUCAGUUAGGUUUCGUUGGAGAAAUUGCCAGCGUCGACACUUCAGUGCUACGUCCCUUGAUUAAUGACAACCUGAUUCCGGUGAUUGCUUCAGUGGCUGCAGAUGGGACAGGCCAGUCUUAUAAUAUAAAUGCUGAUACGGCGGCAGGGGAGCUGGCAGCAGCUUUGGGGGCUGAGAAGUUGCUUUUGUUGACUGAUGUAGCUGGGAUUCUUGAAAAUAAAGAUGAUCCUGAGAGUUUAGUGAAGGAAAUAGAUGUGAGAGGAGUGAAGAAGAUGAUGGAGGAUGGGAAGAUUGCUGGUGGUAUGAUCCCAAAAGUGAAUUGCUGUAUAAAGUCACUGGCUCAAGGUGUUAAAACAGCAAGUAUUAUUGAUGGGCGACUGGAACACUCUUUGCUGUUGGAGGUUCUCAGUGAUGAAGGGGCUGGAACUAUGAUUACGGGAUGCUCGUAG